This is a messenger RNA of Notolabrus celidotus (New Zealand spotty), 2241 nucleotides long. RefSeq names its product spastin (gene spast). NCBI's taxonomy places the organism in Eukaryota, Metazoa, Chordata, Actinopteri, Labriformes, Labridae. The coding region runs from base 246 to 1661 and encodes 471 amino acids. Gene Ontology annotation, molecular function: ATP hydrolysis activity; ATP binding. The transcript has 16 exons. Gene Ontology annotation, cellular component: microtubule cytoskeleton. The record is from RefSeq and is a predicted model, not a curated record.
GACUCGUUAGUGAACUUCUCAUCAGGGGUACACACGGGAAAGCGGAAGCUAGCGGUGGAGUUGCUCAUGUUGUGAUCAGGGACUGAAAUGAAAGCUGUUAUGUCUUAAACAGUUAUUAUAUAUAAACACUAUUCUUUAGAAUCAGCUCUAUAAAUGCAUUUAAAGCUUCCCCUCUUCAAUAAGCUGAAAACUCUGAACCUAACACUGAGAUCUGAGACAGGAACCUGAGGACACCGUCCGCUACAAUGAACGCAGUUAGAGGCAGAGACAGCUGUGAAGUUAUCAAGAACUACCACAAACAGGCUUUUGAGUAUGUCUCCAAGGCUCUGAGGAUCGAUGAGGAAGAUACAGGAGACAAGGAGCAGGCUGUGGUGUGGUACAAGAAGGGGAUUGCUGAGCUGGAGAGGGGGAUUGCAGUGGAGAUAACAGGAGAUGCAGGAGAUCACUAUGACCGAGCAAAGAGACUUCAGGAUAAGAUGGUAGCAAACCUCACCAUGGCCAGAGACAGACUCGCCCUGUUAGAGGCAACACUGGCAUCAAGAAGGAAAAGUGCCCCCCUGAGAACCUCUAGUCUUCCACAUCCAAAACCGGUACCUAAAAGCCAACCAGCAGGCGUAUCCACGAACAUCAGACCCUCCGCUGCCGCCAGACCUCCAUCUAGACCUGCAGAUACAAAGGUGACUCCACGGGUGGGAAAAGCCCAAAACGGGAGACCUGGAGCGGUGAGACAGCCUCCAAAGAAGGACAUGAAAAACUUCAAAAACGUGGACAGCAAACUGGCCAACUUGAUCCUGAAUGAAAUCGUUGACAGUGGGGCGUCUGUUUCCUUCGAGGACAUCGCAGGACAGGAACUGGCCAAGCAAGCCCUCCAAGAGAUCGUCAUCCUCCCCGCAUUACGACCAGAGCUCUUCACCGGCCUGAGAGCUCCAGCACGUGGCUUGCUUGUAUUCGGCCCGCCUGGAAAUGGAAAAACAAUGCUGGCUAAAGCGGUCGCAGCAGAGUCAAACGCCACGUUCUUCAACAUCAGCGCUGCAAGUCUGACCUCUAAAUAUGUGGGAGAGGGGGAGAAGCUUGUACGAGCACUGUUUGCAGUUGCAAGAGAGCUGCAGCCUUCCGUCAUAUUCAUCGAUGAAGUUGACAGUCUGCUGUGUGAGAGGAGGGAGGGAGAACACGACGCCUCUCGUCGGUUAAAGACAGAGUUCCUGGUCGAGUUUGAUGGGGUGCAGUCAGGAGGGGAUGACAGGGUGCUCGUGAUGGGAGCGACCAACCGGCCUCAGGAACUGGAUGAAGCCGUACUGAGGCGCUUUGCAAAGAGGGUCUACGUGUCGUUGCCGGAUGAGCAGACGAGACUCACGCUGCUGAAAAACCUUCUGGGGAAACAAGGAAGUCCCCUGAGCACCACUGACCUCUCCUAUCUUGCAAAGAAGACUGCAGGAUACUCAGGAAGUGAUCUCACAGCGUUAGCCAAAGAUGCUGCUCUGGGGCCGAUCAGAGAGCUGGGACCAGAACAAGUCCGAAACAUGGCUGCUAGUGAGAUGCGUAACAUCAACAAGAAGGACUUUGAGGAUUCCCUGAAGCGCAUUAAGCCCAGCGUCAGCCCGACCACUCUCACCAUGUACACCCAGUGGAACAAAGACUUUGGUGACACCACAGCUUUUUAAACUUCUGUGAAUUUUCACCUGUAAAGAAAUAAAAUAACAGUUUACUUCUCUGUUUUCACUCGAUAAGCAAUGAGCUCAAACCUGGAGCAAAGCUUCUGCAAGCUAAUUCUAUAAACAUGAUGAAAUCUGGGAGCACUAUUGGAGCUUUUCCUGUUUUAUGGAAACACUUUGCAGUUAAUGGUUUAUAUGCAUUUCUCUGCUGCAUCAUCACACUCCUCAAACACUGUCUCGCUACUUUAAAUUUCAUUAUUUAUUUUUUGAGAUCGGCCUGCGAUAUCUCCUCUCGCCUGAAGGUGGCAGCACUCUGAAACUCUCCUCUAAAUUUCACUGUGAUUAUUUUGCACAUCCAUGAAUUACCUGAUGUAUUGAUAUGAUGGUAUGAAUCACCAAGUGCCCUGUGUGCUUGUACACAUGCAGGAGUGGUAGUAAUUGGGAGAUUUAACAAAUUGUGCUUUUAUAUUUUGUUCAUGCAGGCGGAUGCAGACAGUUUCAUAUUCCUCUUUUUCUUUUUUGGUGAAAGUUAUGACAUCCAGUUGAAAAGCAUUAUUGUAGAGCAUCAAUAAACACUCAUGAAAGUCUC